This is a messenger RNA of Canis lupus familiaris (dog), 1053 nucleotides long. RefSeq names its product bradykinin receptor B1 (gene BDKRB1). Gene Ontology annotation, molecular function: bradykinin receptor activity. Gene Ontology annotation, biological process: immune response; response to mechanical stimulus; inflammatory response. The record is from RefSeq and is marked provisional. Gene Ontology annotation, cellular component: membrane. Lineage: Eukaryota; Metazoa; Chordata; Mammalia; Carnivora; Canidae.
AUGGCAUCGCGGGCCCCCCUGGAGCUCCUGCCCCUGAACCGGAGCCAGCUGUCGCCUCCAAACGCCACGACCUGUGACGAUGCUCCAGAAGCCUGGGACCUGCUGCACAGAGUCUUACCAUCAGUCAUCAUCAUCAUCUGUGUCUGCGGGCUGCUGGGAAACCUUCUGGUGCUGGCGGUCUUGCUCCGGCCCCGGCGGCGUCUGAACGUGGCCGAAAUGUACCUGGCCAACCUGGCCGCCUCCGACCUGGUGUUUGUCCUGGGCUUGCCCUUCUGGGCGGCGAACAUCUCGAACCAGUUCCGCUGGCCCUUCGGGGGCCUCCUCUGCCGCCUCGUCAACGGAGUCAUCAAGGCCAAUUUGUUCAUCAGCAUCUUCCUGGUGGUGGCCAUCAGCCGGGACCGCUACCGCGCGCUGGUGCACCCCAUGGCCACCCGGCGGCGGCGACAGGCCCGGGCCACCUGCGUGCUCAUCUGGGUGGCGGGCAGCCUCCUGAGCGUCCCCACCUUCCUGUUCCGCUCCAUCGAAGCUGUGCCCGAGCUGAACAACGACAGCGCCUGCGUCCUGCUGCACCCGCCCGGGGCCUGGCACGUCGCGAGGAUGGUGGAGCUGAACGUGCUGGGGUUCCUGCUGCCGCUGGCUGCCAUCGUCUUCUUCAACUGCCACAUCCUGGCCUCCCUGCGCGGGCGGCCCGAGGUGCGCGGGGCGCGGUGCGGGGGGCCCCCCGACGGCAGGACCACGGCGCUCAUCCUCACCUUCGUGGCCGCCUUCCUGGUGUGCUGGACCCCCUACCACUUCUUCGCCUUCCUGGAAUUCCUGACGCAGGUGCAGGUCGUCCGCGGCUGCUUCUGGGAGAAUUUCAAAGACCUGGGCCUGCAGUACGCCAGCUUCUUCGCCUUCAUCAACAGCUGCCUGAACCCCGUCAUCUACGUCUUCGUGGGCCGGCUUUUCAGGACCAGGGUGUGGGACCUUUUUAAGCAGUGCGCCCCCAGGAGGCCACCUGCCGUGUCCUGGUCCCACAGGAAACGGGUCCUCCAGCUCUUUUGGCAGAAUUAA